Anopheles aquasalis is the source of this 1554-nucleotide messenger RNA. It is a transcript of the gene Rad9, whose product is annotated as cell cycle checkpoint control protein Rad9. Gene Ontology annotation, biological process: cellular response to ionizing radiation; DNA repair; DNA replication checkpoint signaling. The record is from RefSeq and is a predicted model, not a curated record. NCBI's taxonomy places the organism in Eukaryota, Metazoa, Arthropoda, Insecta, Diptera, Culicidae. Gene Ontology annotation, cellular component: checkpoint clamp complex.
GAUCUUACCGCGAAACUAGGAGUAAAGUUAGUGCCGGUAAAUGAGGCAAAAUGAAUUUCGUUCUUCCCGGUGCGAACGUGAAAUUGCUGGCGCGUGCUGUUAACAGUUUCUCCAAAAUCGGCAACGAACUGUACCUGGAAGCCACUCGGGGUGGGCUCGAGUUGAAGACGAUCAAUUCAACCAACACCGCGUACGCGGUUGUACUGUUUCAGGAUGGGUUUUUCAGCAGCUAUAGGCAAGGAGCCAACGACACGCCGGAGGAGAACUGUUGCAAGCUAUCGAUGAAGCCCAUUUUGACGAUUUUCAAAGGAUUGUCUAAGGUGCUCACCUGUAGCGUGUGGCUGGAUGUUGACCAAUCGCGACUCAUUUUCCAAUUUCGAUGCAAAUUGGAAGUGACGAAGACGUAUCGAAUCUUUCUACUCGACAGCGAACACAUUAACGCUCUCAAUCUGCAACAGCAGUUCCCGAGCCAAAUCGUUGGCAGCCACCGAGUUUUCUCCAGCGUGUUGUUACAUCUUAACAACUCGGUUGUGGAAGUAGCGUUCGAUCUGAAGGGGGAUAAAACGGUGGUUUCCAACUUCGUGGAAGAGCACGAUCGGUCCACCCUAAGGUCCACGCUGGCCAUACCUACCUCCGCCUUUCUGUCCUACCAGUUAAAUCAAAGUGCCAAUCUCAUAUUUUGCUACAAAGAGUUCAAGGCGGUCACAAUGUUUGCGGCGCUGAGCAAAUUGAACAUUACAAUGAGCUUUUCUGAAGCCGGUGCCCCAUUGAUGCUGGAGUUGAGCAAGCCGGGAGUGAUGCAGGCCAAGAUUGUGAUGGGCACGUUGCAGCCAGCAGAAUCACGCCACAAGCGGAAGCAGAAGCGCCAGCCUGCCGAUCGCGCAGCCGUCCAUCGGACGGCUUCAGCUGAAAGCAGUGCCAUCAACUCGUGUCUAACGGACGAUAUAACGCACAACACUGAAGCAGCUGGCACUGACCAGUACAGCGGUAACAGUGAUAGCGUUCUCCAUAGGGCAUCCUUACGAGAACCAGAGAAACGGAAUGGUAUCGACAGCGGUGCUGUAAGAAAAUCAUUCAACCAAAACCAAUCACCGGUCGCAGGCAGUAGCGGUAUGUUGCGAGACGUAGCUCAAACCCAUCGCCAGAGAAUGAUAAACUCUAACUCCGCCACGGAUUCGGACACUCUCUUUGCCGGACGAAAUUGCACGGUCAAUGAUGUACGACAGAGCGACGAUACCGUGGAAACGUGUGAUCUUGGUGAGGAGUAUAACGCUAGCAACUCAGUCCUAUCCCGAAAGCGACCGAAACCCAACAGUCCGGCGGAUGGGGCGCAGUUUCCCGAAUGCAUUCCCGAAUCACCCGAGGUGAUUGAGGAAAGGAAACGAAAGCAGGCCAAACUGCGACACAUCUUUCGCCGUUGUUUUGAGCCAACGUUUGAUCCGAACAUGCAAUCUGGUUGCAGUCGAAUACUAGCCCCAAAUUCGGACUCUGAAGAGGAAUUAUAAAUUUACUGUCAGUGGACACUGUUUUUGAAAUACAAAUAUUCCAUCUCAA